This is a messenger RNA of Rotaria sp. Silwood2, 2354 nucleotides long. The record is from the annotation of a GenBank genome assembly. NCBI's taxonomy places the organism in Eukaryota, Metazoa, Rotifera, Eurotatoria, Philodinida, Philodinidae.
AAAGACAAGUUUUAAACCUUCUGACCAAUGCCCUAUUGAUACAGAGUUAUGGACAUUCUUAUGAAUUCUUUACUGAGAGCAAGACAUUGCCACAAAGUUCAAAACGAGAAGUUUUAACAAAAACCAACCCAUCUUUUUUGAAGAUAACCAAUUUAGAAGAAAAAAGCAGCGGUUGACUAUAUGAGGACAUCAUAAUCAAGUCUACUUCGAAAUCUAAUACCCUGAGUAAGACAAGUUCGUUUUCAUUGAAAUAUUCACGACGAUUUAAUAACUAUCAAUUCUGCCUAUAGGCAAAAUUUCAGAUUGAAACUCUUUGUUUGGGACUUUUCGACAAUGCUUUGUUCUCAGUAAAAAAUUCAUUAAAAUGUCCAUAACUCUUCACCAAUGGGUUAUGGAUCCGAAUGUUUUUGAAGCUUGUUUUGGUCUCGCCGAGACCUCCUCGUCGCCAUAAUAUGAAGUCGAACGACGUCCGACAGUUCGAUAUGUUCCUUAGUAAGACCGAAGAAAUAGUUUUAAAAAAUAAAAAACAGCGCUUUUUUUCUCGUCAUAACAUUAACCAUAUAUCGGAGACGACAGAGUCAUAAGCACGAAUACUUUCAAGGUUUUCUUAGUCUUAAAGAAACUUACUUUUAGUAGACAGCUCGAGUAUCGUACUUCGCUGAUAAAAUAUGAGUCUACUUUGAACAUAUCUUAUUUGGUCACAAAAUCUAUCAAACAAACUCUUUUUUUUCUAGGCUACUGGUGAUCCACAUUAUCUUGAAGUUGGUAAAACAAUCUUAACUAAUUUAGAAGAACAUGCUCGUGUACCAUGUGGUUAUGCUGCUUUAUCCGAUGUUUCUACCGGUCAAAAAGAAGAUCGCAUGGAUUCAUUUGUAUUAGCUGAAACAUUUAAAUAUCUUUAUUUAUUAUUUGAUUCAAUUCCACAUCGUUAUAUUGAUAUUGAUCAAUUUAUAUUUACAACUGAAGCACAUCUUCUUCCAUUGAAUAUUUUAUUAUUUAAUAUAAAUGAUACAUUAAAAACACAAUUUGAUCAAAUAACUUUAAAAUCAGCACAACUUUAUGAACAAAAAAAUCUUUCAAUAAAUAAAAAACAAUAUGAAAGAAAAGCUAAAAUGAAUCAAUGUCCAGCUAUGGAUGAACAAUUUAAAUCACAUCAAUAUAAAAAAGAAUUACGUGAAAAUAUUCGUGGUGAUCAAGAUAUGACAGAAACAAUAACAACAUCAUCGAAAAAUAUUCAAAAACAAUCGAAAAAUAUAUCUCAUUAUCAUUUAACGGCUAUGGAAUUUUCCGCUGAUAAUCCUCAGCAUAUAUCUGAACUUAAACAAAUGGGUAUUCAAAUUCAAUAUUUGAUUGAUGGUCAAGUUCAAUUAGCUCAUAUGGCAUCAAGUGCUGAAUCAAUUGAUGAUGCUGAAAAUGGUUUAAUAUUUAUGCAAGAUAUGAUUGAAUUAAUAAAAGAAACGAAUACGUUUGAAAAUUCUCUCACUCAUCAUAUACCAUUAAAUGUCAUACCAUUAAUAAUUUCAUCAUUAGAAAACCCAUUUAGUUUUAAUGUUGCUCCUGCUCAAUUUGGUAAACAAUUACAUGAUACUCAAGGAAUAUUUGCUCAAUUAUAUGUUGUUGAACCAUUUUCUGCUUGUUCAGAAAUAUUAUUUUCUCAUUAUGUUUAUUCACGUAUUGGUAUUGUUCGUCGGGGUGAUUGUAUGUUUAUUGAAAAAGCUCGUUAUUUAGAAAAUGCUCAAGCUAUUGCUGGUAUUGUUAUUGAUAAUAAUAUGUCAUUAAAUUCUUCAAAUGGUGCAAUAUUUUCUAUGUCUGGUGAUGGUCAAACUAAUGUAAAUAUUCCACUUGUUUUAAUGUUUAAAGAUGAAGCAGAUCAAUUAUUAUAUCUUUUAUCAAUACAACCAAAAUUAAUUGUAUAUAUUGGAGAAGAAUAUCGUUUAAUGGAUAGUUUUUAUGAACAAACCGACUAUUUAGAAAGUUUAAUAGAACCAUUUAAUCAAAUAACAAACAAAUGGAUUUAUGGACAAAUGGAAUUGUUUAAAAAAAAUAAACAAUGUUCUGUUGUACCAAAUAAUUUAAAAGAAUUAGAAUUAACAAUUAAACAAGUUGAAUAUCGUUUUCAAAAAAAUUAUGAGCAAUUAUCUAAUCUUGAUUUAACUACUUUCGAUUCCAAUAAUCAAUUAAAUAGUAUGGAGGAUAUUGCUCAGCCUACAGAAUUCGAUCAACUACUUCAGGAAGUCAUUUCUAUUAGUCAACAAUCAUUAAAUUUUAAUACGACUACUAAUACACAAGAAAAACAAAUCAAUCAAUUUAUUAAAAUAAACGAAACAGAUGAAGAAAAAAACAAUGAUGGAUAA